AUGGCACCGCAGUCAAAAUCGCAAAAUGAGAAGCACAAGAUGAUCCUCGCCCAGCUCCUCCAAAAGGAAGAAAACAAGUAUUGCGCCGACUGUGGCACCAAAUCGCCAAGAUGGGCAAGCUGGAACUUGGGCAUCUUUAUGUGCAUCCGGUGCUCUGGAAUUCACCGAGGAAUGGGCGUCCACAUCUCCAAAGUGAAAUCUGUAAAUUUAGACACAUGGACGCCAGAGCAAAUGCAGAGCAUAUGUUCAAAAGGAAAUGAAUGGGGGAAGAACUAUUAUGAGGCGAACUUGGCGUCUUCAUUUGCUCGACCAGUAAAUGACGACAGCAAAAUGGAAAGAUUCAUAAGAGAGAAGUACGAAAGAAAAAAGUACUGCGCCUCGAAGCCGCCAGCAUUGAACUCUGUCUCACUGUCAACUGCCUCUUCUAGAACUUCAAAUCAGCAGAGGCAGCAAGUAUCCGUCCCAUUGCCAAAGCAGAACGCGACCAGAGACACGGCCACUUCAGCAAUUCCAAGAGCGCGAGGGGCCAGAUCAGGCGUGACAUCCCCAAUCGAACAGAUUGGCAACGGUAUUCCACAACAAGCAACUGCCCAGCAAGCCGCUCCCUCGUCGUCCGGCUUUGACGAUUUACUUGGACUUGGAUCCCCAACACCAGCAGCUCCAGUUCAAGCCGCCCAGGUUCCCGUCGCGUCUACUCCAAGCGCGGCCGAUGAUAUCUUCGGUGAUUUCACUUCUGCAACUGGCGAGCCAGCUACCAGUGCUCAGCCUGCGGCUGCUGCUCAGCCAGCCGCCGCAGCAGUUGAUUCUGGCAAGAAAUCCAAUGCAGAUAUUCUAGCACUGUUUGGAGCGGCCCCUGCUUCAGCUCCUAAUCCGAUGCAAGGAUUUGGAAUGAACCAACCCAAUCAAUUCGGCGCACCAAUGCCCCAACAAGGUGGCUUCCCCCAGCAAGGAUUUCAGCAGCAGGCCUUCCCUCAACAAAGCCCUCAAGGAUUUAUGCAGCAGAGUCCACAAGGCUUCGCCCAGCAGGCUCAGCCUUUCGGAAACCAAGCUGGCUUCGGUCAAGCUCCUCAGCAACAAGCUUUCAACCCGAUGCAAGCUAAUCCAAUGGGUCAACCAAUGAAUAACAUGGGCUCCUUCCAAAUGGGAAAUCAAUUCGGCGGUCAACAACCAUCACAAGCUGCCUUCAACGCGGCCAAUCCCUUCAUGAACUUAUCAAAUGCAACGCCACAGCAACAAAUGUCUACACAAAACUCUCUCGAUCAAUUGAACAUCGGAAUGGGAAAUCUGACGACGAAGCAAUCGCAGCCAAACUCCAACCCUUUUGCAUCGAUGGAUCAAAAGCCAAACCCCUCCGCUGCUCAGAACAGUUUGAAUUCUCUCAACAUUGACCUUUUCGGGUAA
Oikopleura dioica is the source of this 1401-nucleotide messenger RNA. Lineage: Eukaryota; Metazoa; Chordata; Appendicularia; Copelata; Oikopleuridae. The record is from the annotation of a GenBank genome assembly.